AUCAACUCUUGGCAACUGUACAGGAUGCUGAACGCCGUGAACUCCUUGAUGACAUCCGUGCUAUUGAACUCAGAAUCGAACGCGGAGUCUGUCCUUCAAGAGUUGCAAAGGCACACUCUGUCUGGACCACAUGUGUUGCCUUCUGCGACAGCCUCACCCUCGACCCAGGAUUGUCAGCGGUCGACGAUCCCUUGCUCAUCAUCCUCCUCUUUGGAACCCAAUGGCGACGUGGAAAAAUUGCCCCCAGAAAGAGACAGGUCCGGGGUCGAACGGCUGAAGAUGCCAUGCGCCAGGUGGGCCAGGCCUUUUCCUCAUUGGGACUGCUCUAUCCGAGGAUGAACCGAUAUGCACCAGGCACAAUGAACUUUCCUUGGACACGGCUGCUGAAAAGUUGGAAGAAAGAGGAUCCAGCAGCACAACGAGUACACCCAUUGCCAAAGUCCUUGUUAAGGCAAGCAUCAAAGCUCGCCACAAAACCCACAAGUACACAUGCCGCAAAGGCAAUGAAUCGAUUGAUGUGGUUGGGGUUUUCCUUUUUGUUACGUCCUGGCGAAUUUCUGUCAAAAGCGGGAACGCAAUUUCCCUUCAAGUUGAAGCAAGUGUUUUUUUGUAUCAACGACGCAGAAUUUCGUGGCGACGUCAUUCCCCUUCGCCUCCUGGACACGUCACUUGUGACAUUCGCCGGUCUGAUAUUUGAAAAACCAAAAAAUGCGGUGCCAGACGAAAAGAUUGGUUUGGGCACGUCAUUUAAUGCUGACAACCCAACAGCUACGCUGAUUGCCAUUGUCCGACACCUUCAACAGAGUCAACACACGACUGGCGACACCCCCCUGUUCACCUACUACUCCGAGUUUGGAGUCCCUUGCAAUGUCACAGAUCAAAUGAUGACAAAAUAUUUGAGAGCAGUUGCUCUCUCCGUGGAGGUCGAUUGA
Molecule: messenger RNA, 932 nt
Organism: Cylindrotheca closterium
Lineage: Eukaryota; Bacillariophyta; Bacillariophyceae; Bacillariales; Bacillariaceae
Source: the annotation of a GenBank genome assembly